Messenger RNA from Monascus purpureus, 612 nucleotides. The record is from the annotation of a GenBank genome assembly. NCBI's taxonomy places the organism in Eukaryota, Fungi, Ascomycota, Eurotiomycetes, Eurotiales, Aspergillaceae.
AUGGCCUUACUGUCCUCCAAGAGGCUCAUCCAGGCGCACGCCUUGUUUCUAUUCGUUCUGGCCGUGUACCUAACCAAAUCGCCCGAGGUCAUUACGGAUUCAGACGUGGUGUUUAUGCUUGGAGAAGCAACAAAGAUAGAUGUAUCUCCCGCUUUCUCACGUCCUCAAUCGCCCUUUGCUCUGUGCGGCAUUCUUCUCGUUGCAGAUGCCCUCGUCGACCUAAUUGUUGUAACCCGAGUGCCUCAAUUGAACGAGAUACUGGCAGCGGCGGAUGCGGCAAGGUCCAGGUCCCGGUCCUCCUCUCCUGUUCGACUGAGUCCGCUCGUGGCACGUAUGGCGACACUUUACUCGGAAAUAUGGACUCUUCUCGCGGGAUCACGCUUCUGUCUCUUUUUUGCAGUGUCAUUUUUCAUCUACCAGAGCAAGCCCGCGGCUUGGGGGGUCGACGGGUAUGGCACAGAAGCUGCGGAACAAGUGACUUCUGGUCUAGAUCAUUUGAAAAAUAGAGUAGUCUUUACCUAUGGCUUCCUGGAGGCGAUGUUCUGGUUCUGGAUUUUCCUUACCCUCCGUGAAGAGCGGCAGCAAGCAGCAGCUCGCUUUGUGGCAUCAUAG